This is a messenger RNA of Debaryomyces fabryi, 912 nucleotides long. RefSeq names its product glucose-induced degradation complex subunit. The coding region runs from base 1 to 912 and encodes 303 amino acids. The transcript has a single exon. Lineage: Eukaryota; Fungi; Ascomycota; Pichiomycetes; Serinales; Debaryomycetaceae. Gene Ontology annotation, cellular component: extrinsic component of membrane; GID complex. The record is from RefSeq and is a predicted model, not a curated record. Gene Ontology annotation, biological process: proteasome-mediated ubiquitin-dependent protein catabolic process; protein catabolic process in the vacuole; protein targeting to vacuole.
AUGCCAGUUAGUGAAACAAAUAAACUACAGGAUCCUAAAUCUAUAACUAGAGAUAAUGAUAGUGAUGAUAAUAAUUCGAUCUCUGAGUUUAAUUUUACAUGCCUGAUAAACGAAAACUUCACUACAGUGCAGAGAAAACAAGAGAUAUAUCAAUACUCCGAUGAGCUAUUAAAUGAAAGGAAAAAUGAUAGCACAAAGAAUAAAGGUAUUGAAUUUGACUACUUUAGACCUAGAUUUGACUCGUAUAAUAAGUUGCCGGUGAUAGCAAAUUCAUAUCUUAAGCCCAAUACGACAUUCAUAGGUGAGCAGCAGUCCGGAAAGGCUAAAUAUCAUAUAAAGGUGGAGUUUAAAACUGUUGACUGGGUAAAUUCUAUAAUAACGGGGUUUUUGCAAAUAUCGGGAUUAACAGAACAUCAUCCCGAAAUAACCACAUUCUUCAAAGGUGAGAUAAUUAAUAAUCCUUUCAAUAAAUAUAAAUGGGAGACGGGAUCUAAAAAACUGCCAAGUGAUACGAGUAUAAAAAGAUAUUCAUUCGUAACAGAAAAUGAUCUGUGGGGAUCGUUCCUCAAAAACGAUUUGGAACAUUGGAAGCAGUUGACAGAUUCCAAGGGUCUAAACGACGUCGAAUUGAAACAAAAGUUGCACAGAAUACAAAAUGAUUAUAACUAUAACGACGAAUGUAUAUAUAUGAGAUGGAAAGAAGAGUUCUUAUUACCCGAUUCAAGAAUUAAACAAAUUAAUGGUGCUUCAUUCGAAGGGUUUUAUUAUAUCGUAUUAAAUCUAACACACAAUUCAAAAUUGCCCGGUUCAAUAAGUGGUUUGUACUAUCACAAAGACUCAGAAAAGUUCCAAUCAUUGAGUCUCCGGUGUGUUGAGGACAAUGGCAUCUCUAAUAAAUUUGAUUUUGUUUGA